AGGACAACGGGGAGACGAGAUCGUUUGGGUCGACGAAGAGGUGGCCGUGUUGCGCUACCAAGCCCCGGCAGUGGGGCGUGCUGUGGAACAGCUCAAGGCGCUUGCUGCAGCUUUGAACCCGGCGAUGUCCGAACGCCAUCGGAAGCUGGCGGCGGCGGGAGACGGAGCGCACACGCUCCAGCCAAAAGCCCCAGCUUCGGAGGAUGCAGUUCUGACGGUGUCCCCGCGGGCGCAACUGGCAAGCUACCGCGGUGAGACGGGCUACGUUUGCCACCAGGACAACCGCUUCAGGCCAAGCCACGGCACCCGUCUCAACAGCCGGGAGCUCACCGCCAUUUUGUACGCCAACAAAAACUGGCGCCCAGAAGA
Messenger RNA from Effrenium voratum, 369 nucleotides. NCBI's taxonomy places the organism in Eukaryota, Dinophyceae, Suessiales, Symbiodiniaceae. The record is from the annotation of a GenBank genome assembly.